AUGCCGCGUAUCGCAAUACUUCAUCCGGACUUGGGCCUUGGUGGCGCCGAACGUUUAAUCAUUGACAUUGCAUUAGCAUUGAAAUCCUUAGGACACGAAGUUGAUCUUUAUACGAAUUUUCACGAUAAACGAAGAUGUUUCGAGGAGACUCGCAAUGGCCAGUUGAAUGUUUUUGUUGCAUGUUCAUGGUUUCCGAGGAAUAUCUUCGGCAGAUUCAAUGCUUUAUGUGCUUAUAUUCGUUUUAUUCUGCUUGCUAUUUAUGUUCUCUUGAUGAAAAAUGAGAAGCAAUACGAUCUGUUUUUAUGCGAUCAAAUCAGUGCGUGUAUACCGGUUUUAAAGCAAAGCCAGCGUCCUGUUCUGUUUUAUUGCCAUUAUCCUGAUCAUUUAUUAACAAAACGAGAAUCUUUUGUGAAGAAAGCUUAUCGAUGGCCUAUUGAUACAUUUGAAAUCUACACAACGUGUCUGGCUGAUCGGAUCUUAGUCAACAGUGCUUUUACUCAAUCAGUAUUUGAAAAGCAUAUUCGAUCUGACAUUCCAGUGCAUAUUCUUUACCCGACAAUUCCUGAUCAAGUCGUUCCAUCCACAUCGAAUGAGAAUGAGAAAUCGAUUAAUUUCCUUUCAAUCAAUCGUUUUGAACGUAAAAAGGAUCUCGCACUUGCUCUUCGUUCAUUUGCCCGUCUUCGAACAUUGCUUUCUUCCGAAUCGAAAUCGAUUCAUUUAUAUGUGAUCGGCGGUUACGACGAACGUCUAUAUGAAAAUGUUGAAUAUUUUGAUGAACUUCAACAACUAGCACGUGAUCUAAAUCUGCCUUCAUCAUCCAUCACAUUUGUUCGCUCAUUUUCCGAUCAAGAAAAGCAUCAAUACCUUUCCAAAGCUCAUUGUAUCCUAUACACUCCACGCAAUGAACAUUUCGGCAUCGUUCCGCUCGAAGCUAUGCAAGCAGGACGGCCGGUGAUCGCGACAAAGACCGGUGGACCAUUAGAAACGGUUGUUGACGGUCGGACGGGUUAUCUAUGUGAUGAACCAUUGGUUGAGACGUUCGCUGCACGAAUGAAGGAAUUUGUUGAGAACAAAAACUUAUCAAAACAGAUGGGCGAACAAGGUCGAGAACAUGUGAAGAAAAUCUUCUCAUUCCAACCUUUUGCUCAAAAACUAGACGAACACGUGAACAAAUUGUUAAAUAAUUCUCGCAGUGUUUCGUCAUCCUCAUUGAAUAUGAGAGAGGUUUUUUAUUUAACAUCCAAACACUUACAUAAAGCUCUAAGUAAUAUCGACAAAAUUCGUCAUCGAUCGUUUCUUGUUGAUUCACUUCUUCAAGCCUAUGAACUCGAUAAACACAAAUGCUUUCACGUCAUUCAACCGGAAUUGGCAACAGAGAAUGAACUUGCAUUAGCCCAUGAUCGAGAUUAUUUAGAAUUUUUGAAUGUCAUCGGCAAUAUUGAUGUUGAACAUGAUCCAACAUACAAUGAACAAAUGGAUUUGUAUAAAAUUGGUUAUGAAUGUCCACCAUUUGAAGAUCUUCCUUCAUUUUGUAAACUAAUCGGAGGAGCAUCGAUUACUGCGGCCAAACAUCUCGAUCCUUCAAAUAAUAACAUUGCAAUAAACUUUUUCGGAGGAUGGCAUCAUGCAAAACGAUCUCAAGCAUCGGGCUUUUGCUACAUCAAUGAUAUUGUCAUGAGCAUCAAUGAACUUCGAAAACGAUUCCAACGCAUUUGUUACAUUGACCUCGAUCUGCACCACGGUGACGGGCUUCAAGAAGCAUUUUAUUGCUCUUCAAAAGUAUUAACAGUUUCUCUACAUAAAUACGAAUUGGGAUUUUUUCCUACUGAUUCCGGAAGUUUCGAUGAAAUCGGCGAGACAUGGGGACGGGGUUAUAACAUCAACGUUCCAUUACGUCAUGGGAUUGAUGAUAAACAAUACAUAUCGAUAUUUUCUCGUUUAUUACCAAAAAUCCAUUCGUCCUUCCAACCGGAAGUCUUCGUUGUUCAAUGUGGUGCUGAUACUCUAUUCGGAGAUCCAAUGAAAUCAUUUAAUCUCACCACUCAAUCGAUUUUAACAUGCAUCGAACAGAUUCUUCAACUGAAUAAACCUCUUCUUAUCUUAGGCGGCGGUGGUUAUAACAUCGCUGAUACAGCACGAUUAUGGACAUCAAUUACUGGCUUGUGUUUAAAUAUCAAACUCGAAAAUGACAUCCCUGAACAUGAUUAUUUCUCAUACUAUGGCCCUGAUUUUACAUUGCAGACGUGGCCGGGAAAUCGGUCGAAUCAAAAUAACGAAACGUAUUUAGACAGUCUGAUAGAUUUUAUUGACCGACAACAAAUUGAUUUGAUUAGACGUCAAUAUUGUAAAAAAUAG
Messenger RNA from Adineta ricciae, 2355 nucleotides. The record is from the annotation of a GenBank genome assembly. Lineage: Eukaryota; Metazoa; Rotifera; Eurotatoria; Adinetida; Adinetidae.